This is a messenger RNA of Pseudocercospora fijiensis CIRAD86, 1619 nucleotides long. RefSeq lists its product as uncharacterized. Gene Ontology annotation, cellular component: membrane. The record is from RefSeq and is a predicted model, not a curated record. The transcript has 4 exons. The coding region runs from base 32 to 1546 and encodes 504 amino acids. Gene Ontology annotation, molecular function: transmembrane transporter activity. Lineage: Eukaryota; Fungi; Ascomycota; Dothideomycetes; Mycosphaerellales; Mycosphaerellaceae. Gene Ontology annotation, biological process: transmembrane transport.
CUUCAGACGUGACAGUAGCAGGACAGUCAGAAUGGCCGAAAAGUCAGAGAUCACGCACCACACGGAAAACGUCUCCACAGCAGGAGGAGAAAAGGCAGAUGCGAUUCAUUCCGAAGCCGCCAGUGAUAAUCCUCCACACCACCAGCACCACCACUCCUCACCCCCCAUCUUCAUCGAAGACAAAAAACGUUCCCGCCGCCUCGUCCGAAAAAUGGACCUCCACAUCUUCCCCCUCUGCGCCUGGCUCUACCUCCUCAACUACCUCGACCGCGGCAACAUCGGCAACUCCAAAGUCCUAAACUCCGAAACAGGCGACUCCCUCCUCCAAAAAACCCACAUGACCAACAAAAACUACGCCGUCGCCGUCUCCUUAUUCUCGCUCGCGUAUUUCCUCUUCGAGGUGCCGUCGAAUUUGAUCCUGAAGAGGUACGUGAGACCGAGUGUGUGGCUUGCGGUCUUGUUGGGGUGUUGGGGGGUUUUCACGUUGGGGUUCGCGGGUGUGAGGACGUAUGCGCAGGUUGUGGUGUUGAGGUUUUUCAUCGGGGUUUUUGAAGCAGGAUUCUUCCCCGGCAUCGUGUACCUCAUCACAUUCUGGUACCCGGUGGAAGAACGUUCCGUACGCAUCGCCUUCGUCCUGGCAUCCGCCACAGCAGCCGGGGCUUUCGGGGGCUGCAUCGCGUACGGAGUCGGGUAUUUAAACGGAGAUGGAGGUCUUGAAGGCUUUCGAUGGCUGUUCAUCAUCGAAGGAGUGAUCACGAUUCUGAUGGUGCUUCCGGUUUUGUGCUUUCUCCCGGAUUACCCUGCGACUGCGAAAUUUUUGAGCGAAGAUGAGAAGAAAUAUGUGCAGGAUCGGAUUGCGGUGAAAGGGGGUGGGUAUACGAAGGAGAGGUCGACGAGAGCGGAGAUUUUGGAGACGGCGUUUAGUCCGAGGAUGUUGGCGCAUUAUUUUACUUAUGUGGGUUUGGCUUGCGAUUGUGUGCCGCUCGGGUCUUUGACUUUCUUCACGCCUACCAUUGUGAAUGGUCUCGGGUAUACCUCCAUCCAAGCACAGCUCAUGACUGUACCGCCGUGGGUUGUGGGGUACUUCUUCUGCCUGUUCCUUGGCUGGUCUGCAGAUCGCCACAACGCCCGAGGCUGGCAUAUCAUGGGCGCUUCGAUGCUAGGUGGCGUUGGCUGGCUGACAGCUGGACUCUUACCGGCUGAUGCUUACACGGCACGCUAUGGCUGUCUGAUGUUGUGCGCUUGUGGGGCCUUUCCCUCAACAGGACCCCUUUCAGCUUGGGUUACUUGUAAUGUGCCUGCGUUCGCUUGCAUGGGAAUCGCAACGGCCGCGAACAACAGUAUGGCUGGGAUCGCUCAAAUCAUCGCACAGUGGAUCUGGAAACCUGCUGAGAAGGCGCAAGGAUAUCCGACUGGCAAUUUCGUGUGUGCUAGUUGCAGUUUCGCUACCUUUUUCCUUGCGCUUGGCAUGAGAUUGAAUUAUGGGAGAAUGAACAGGAAGGGGAUCCGAGAUGUCAAGGGCAAUGAGAGAAUUUGGUUGUUGUAGAUAGAUGGUGAUCUUCUACACGGCCAGUCUGGGAGUUACGCCUGUAUAAAGGUAGAUGUGAUCAGGAGACAAG